CGGUUUUUGUCCCCGCACUUUACCUCGUGCGUUCUCGGCCAGCUGGAAAGGAGGGCGCCAGAGAGAGAUUCCUCCACAGCCGAGGAAGCGGCGGCAGGUGGCUGGAGCCUCCCGGACAGCGGUCACCGCCUCUCCCUCCGCGGCUCCCACGCCCGUCGUCCGCCCUGGCCGUAGCGGGCAUGGCUGAAUUCUUGAACCAAGCCGCCGUGGUGGGCUUCCUUCGGGAACACGGCGGCAAGGUGCGCAAUUCGCUGCUGCUCGACCACUUCAAGCCGCUGCUGGACGUGCCCAAGGCGACGCCGGAGGUCCGAGCUGCUCUCCGCCAGCGCUUCAUCUACUUGGUCAACAGCGUGGCGGUCGUGCAGGUCUCGGAGGGGAUCAAGUUGGUCGUGCUCAGAAAAAGGCACCAGUUGGUCCCGGAUUCCUCCGAUGCGGAACCGAGAUCGUUCGCCUUCGGGGACCUGUCUGACGAGGAAACAGAAGGCGCCGAUUCUGGAGCGCCCGCUUGCCCUGCCGGCUUCGUGGCGCCUCGGAGCUCGCCUGGAGAGGAAGACCCUGAAGCGCAUCGGACGAUCCCUGUGAUCCAGUUGAAGAACCUCUUUCAAAGGGGAGGCUCGGAAAUCCUCAAAGUUCCCAGUGUCAAAGACCAUUUGGCCCCCAAAGGUGCCUCCCCAAAGCCCUGCAUGCUGCCAGUCCGCUCUGUGCCCCCUUCCAGCAACGCUAAGAGAUCUGAGGAAUUGAACCCUGAGCAAGACAGGAUCCCAGUCCAAGAUGCUCUCCAAGUGGCUCCCUCUGCCAUCCUCCCUUCUACCUCCCCUCAUACUAAGAGGCGGCAGCUAAAUGAAAUGGGGCCCAAAUCCCCUUCCCUGAGAAGGGGGUCAAAACCACUAAAGGUGGGCGAGGAAGCUGACAGCACGGCCGAUGUGCCCUUGGAACCUGCUGAGCACAAGUGGGUGGUGAACGUCACAGCCGGCCAGUGGUCCCAGCAACUUCAUGGCUUGCUGCUCAUUGACCUGAAUCUGGCGAGCAAAAGAGAUUUCAUGAGCGGCUUCACAGUUCUCCACUGGGCAGCUAAAAGUGGAAAUUGCAAAACGCUGAGCAAAGUCAUAGAAAUGGUUGAGAAAGGAGGUAUUCACGUUGAUGUAAAUGCUAAGUCCUUUGGGGGUUAUACUCCGCUCCAUAUUGCUGCUAUCCAUGGGCAGGAAGAAUUUAUUGCCCAGCUGGUCAAAGUUUACAAUGCCAAAGUCAAUUUAAGAGACUAUAGUGGGAAGAAACCGUUCCAGUAUUUAAAAGAAGGCUCUUCUUUUGCAGUCAGACAUCUCUUAAAUGACCCUGGUCUUCACACCAACACUGGACAGAACCCUUCCACCAAGAAGAACAUAAAAGUGGCUGCUUCUAUCUUGAGUUCCACCAGCACUGUCCUGGGGCUUUUAUCUGACGAUAUUGCCUUCUAUGAACUGACAAAAGGCUUGAAGAAACCUGCUCCUGUCAAUAAAUUUCUUAACAUAGCCACAGCCCCUAGGAGGAAGUUGAAAUCCAGAAGGGCUUUUUCUUCUUCUUCUUCUUCCUUGUCUCAGGCCCUGGAGGAAGAACAGAAUGAAACUGCAUCAAAACAUAGACCAAUUUCAGAAUUGUUCUUUGGUCACUUACCUCACUGACUUCGAGUAAUAUCAACAUUUAAUUAGACUUGGGAAGAUCUCACAUUCACAGAAAAAUAUUUUGCUUUGUAGUUUUGAAUAUGUUUCAAUUUAAGUCUAACCUAAGGAGGAAAAAGAAUCAUAGGAUUAUGAUUUAACUUGAUAGUUGCUGCUUUCCAGCAUUUGAUAAAACAGAUUUUUUUUUCAACCAAAUUUUCAUUUAUUAAAUGUGAAUUGUUGAAGUUUCAUCUGAAUUUUAUCCAUUGGGUGGGAGUUAUUUUUUUCCCCAAUAAAAGGUAAGAUUUAGGUGCAAAUUUCCAUGAAAAUCAGUUUAGUAAGGCAACAGUCCUGCAAUACUUGAGGGAAAAAUCCUAUUGAAAUCAGUGGACAGACUUCUGAGUAAGCACUGAUAGUAUCAAGAAUUGACAUAUAAGAUAUAUAUCAGAUAUAUAUUGACAUAUAAGAUAUAAGAUUAUUUUACUUUGAAACAAAAAUAUAUUUUAUUCAUGCAUGCUGUUCUCAAAAGUCUCUUAAAUGUCCUGUUGUGGGAACAAAAACAUUUUUAUCAUUUCUUGGUAUCCUAUCCUAUUCCAUUAAAGUAGAUUUAGCAAAUUCAUUUGUAGUAGCUCCCAUCUCCUAAUGAUGUGCCAUUUAUUAGGUUUGGAAAUGAUUUUUGUACAAUAAUUGAACAAGGUCCCAUUUUAUAUCAAUCUAUUUUUCAGCUGAUCUGAUUUAUGCAGUUGAAAAGAAAGCAACUGUAGUAAAGCUAUAUUUUUGUUUACAAUCUAAAACUUCAGACUGAUACUUUUCCAUUAACUUUUUAAAAAUAAAUUGGAAAAAGUAAACACGCAUGGCUUUUAAGGUUAAUGAAGGUUAAUUUAUUUUAUAAAAAAUUAAAAGCCUCUAUUAAAUAUGUUUAUGCAUUUACUAUGUGUAGAAUAUAAAAUGAAAUUAUAAAUCUAGCUCAUGCCAACUUUAAAACAAAAGAGAAGAUUAAUACCUCUACCUCACUGCAAUAGUUAUAUGACUAGUUAAGACUUUUUAUUUAGAAAAAGCAUACAAUCCUAAUUGCACAAUUAUUGCCUUCAGUUGAUAAUACAUUGGCAAUUAUAAUAUUCUGUCCUAAAAAACAUUUGAAAAUAUAGUAAGGAAAAUUCUAUUUAGGAUAUUUAUUUUUACACAAGAAGGAAUCAAAAUGUAACAUAUUAAGCAGUUAUUUUUAUAUUAUUAAUUGUAUAAAUAUUCAAAGUAAAUCUGUUUACAGUUUCAGCCUUAAAAUUCAUUCAAUAUAGGAUCUUAAAUUUAUUGUGAAAUUCUCAACAUCAAGUCCUCCUAGAUUUGAAAAUGCUUUUCAUAAACUGUUAUGAAAGCCUUGUAUAAAUGAGAUGACUUCAAUCCCACUUUACAAAUAGAUGUAUAGUCGUUUUGUGUAUAUUGAUUUAAUACAGUUAAUUACUCUUUGGAAUUAAAUAAGGACUCUGAAACUGAUAUGGGUUUACAGGGAAGAACAUCCCAAGCAGGGGUGGGUUCUACUUCCCUUUACUACCGGUUCGCAACGGGGCCGCGCAGAAGCAUUCUGAUGACAUCGGGGUCGGUGGGCAGAGCCUCCCGCCAGUUUUACUACCAGUUCUAUAGUUUUACUACCAGUUCUAUAGAAUCGGUGCGAACUGGGGGCAACCCAUCACUGUUCCCAAGUAAAUGUAUACAGAAAUUUUGUGCCUUUCUAAUGCUGUUUGUACAAUGUAUAAGUGCUGUUAUCAUGAUGGAAUUUAUUUUUAUGUUAUGUUUCUAAGCCAAAGCCAAUUUAAAUCUGAAAAAUUCGCAUGAACUGAAAACAUGAUGUGACAAAUAUGACGGUACAGUCUAGAGAUAAGAAAACCAUCCCCUGUAGUAACUGUAGUUAAUAAUUCAGGUACAAACAGAAGAAUAAUAAUUAUCCCUGUUGGAAAUCAUCUUAUGUAGGAAAAGACUUCCUUAACUGAAUAUCUGAUUUGACUUUCAAAAUGUAUUCACAGAUAUAUGACACAUAUUUCAUGGAAGACAUUUACUUUGGAAAAUGAAAAAAAUAUUUAAGUAAAAACUGAAGCAUAAUUCUAUAGGAUCAUGCGUAAAAGCCAAGUGAUUAUUUAACUCCAUAUUUCUAAUGCUGAAUAGCAAAAUAUAAACUAAUAUAUAUUUGUAAACUUGUAAAUCUGACAGAUUUAGCAAAUGCAUCUUGAGUGGUAUACAAGCAUGCCUGCAAAAUCCAUGUAGUUUGGUUGGGAAUAUAACAAGGUCAACAGGCAGCUUUAAAGAAACAUCUUUUUCUCUGAUGUAAUUUUCUUUAGAACUGUCUUGAGCGUCACAGAUGGUGUUUUUAAAAAUCCAUUGUUCUGCUAUAACAAAAUGGACAAACAGGCUAGCAUAUCUGUUUACAAUAGUUUGGUUGUUUAAUCCGCAUUAGUAGUUUCAAUUUUCAACUGUGGCAUUUCACUAGACUACUCUGAAACUCUUUUCAAGGUCAAUGGUUUUCAGAAUGUUUUUCUUAUCAACCUUGCAUUAAUAAAGGCAAUGCUUCUUA
This is a messenger RNA of Pantherophis guttatus, 4197 nucleotides long. It is a transcript of the gene SOWAHA, whose product is annotated as sosondowah ankyrin repeat domain family member A. Gene Ontology annotation, molecular function: protein binding. The record is from RefSeq and is a predicted model, not a curated record. NCBI's taxonomy places the organism in Eukaryota, Metazoa, Chordata, Lepidosauria, Squamata, Colubridae.